AUGGCUAGAUUCCAAGGAGGUCUUAACAGAGAUAUACAAGAUAGGUUGGAGCUACAAGAGUAUGAGGACAUGGAUGAACUGCUACAUAAGGCUAUUUUGAUUGAGCAGCAGAACAAGAGGAAGAGCUCUACCCGGUCUUCAUACACUCCUGCUUCAAAACCGGCCUACUCCAAGGAAGAUAAGCCAGGGGAUAAGUCCAAGGAGGUUCUUCUUCAGUGGAGACCAAGAGAGAUGACAAGGAGGAGGACGCCGGCCAAGAGUCUGAUGAGGAAGGCGGAGUACCCUGUCCGUGGAGAGCUAUUAGUCACCAGGAGACUUCUCAAUGCUCAACCUAAAAGCCAAGAAGAUGAGCAAAGGGAAAACUUGUUCCACACCAGAUGCUUGAUUCAAGAAAAGAUCACCAAGCAAGUGAAGGUCUUGCUAUCAGUGGGAAAGUACCAGGAUGAGAUCACUUGUGAUGUAGCACCCCUUGAAGCUAGCCACAUCCUUCUUGGACGUCCAUGGCAGUAUGAUAAGAGAUCAGUACAUGAUGGCUUUACCAACAGAUACACUUUUAUCCAUAAGGAAACAAGUUACCCUGGCGCCAAUGACCCCUCAGGAGGUACACCAGGAUCAGAUGCAUCUCAAAUGAAGAGAGGAGAGUCCAAGGCCGCCAGCAAGUCCUUGCUUCUUGAAGAGACCAGCCAGGUAAGUAAACUCAACCUCUUUGCUACUGCUAAAGAUAUCAAAACUGCUGUGAUUGAACAAUCAAAUUUGAUACUAGUGGUUUAUAAAGAAUUGUUGAGCUCUACUACUAACCCUGCUCCUGAGAUUCCAGAGGAGAUUGAGUGUCUUUUGCAGGAGUAUAGAGAUGUGUUCCCAGAGGACAAUCCCAUAGGAGCUACUUUACCAAACCGUCCAGCAUACAGGACCAACCCUGUGGAGACUAAGGAGCUUCAGAAACAAGUCAAUGAGCUAAUGGAGAAGGGACAUAUCAGGGAAAGUAUGAGUCCUUGUGUGCUCAAGACUAUGAAAGAACAUGUUAACCACUUGAAACAAGUUCUAGAUGUGCUUAGAAAAGAAAAUCUGGCAUACAGGUUGAUGAGGAAAAGUGUGAAAGCUAUCAGGGAGUGGCCGAUUCCUAAAUCUAUUGGAGAGGUCAGAAGUUUUCAUGGACUUGCUGGCUUCUACCGGAGUGAGAAACUAGGAGGCGCCACCUUGAACUAUCCUACCUAUGACAAGGAGCUGUAUGCCUUGGUGAGAGCUUUACAAGUGUGGCAACAUUACUUGUGGCCUAAGGAGUUUGUGAUCCAUACAGAUCAUGAAUCCCUUAAACAUCUCAAAGGGCAACAGAAGCUGAACAAGAGACAUGCCAGAGAAUCUGAGAAGCAUGCUAGUGGAAAAUUCUAUCAAGGAAGCUCACGCAGGAGGCUGAUGGGACACUUUGGAGUCGCCAAAACACUCUCCACCUUGCAGGAGCACUUCUACUGGCCGAGUAUGAAGAAAGAAGUGGAGCGUGUGUGCUCAAGGUGUGUCGUGUGCAAGCAAGCCAAGUCUAAGGUCCAACCAACAGGUUUGUAUACACCUCUCCCUAUUCCUACUGCACCAUGGGUUGAUAUCUCUAUGGACUUUGUCUUAGGAUUGCCUAGAACUAGGAAGGGAAGAGAUAGUAUCUUUGUGGUCAGGAAGAACAUUGAAGAGAGGACCAAGAUGUAUGAGAGGCAGAAGAACAAGGGGCGCAAGGAGCUAGUGCUUGAACCGGGUGAUCUUGUGUGGAUUCACAUGAGAAAGAGAGGAGGAGGGGAUGGUGUAGCCAUGACCAGAGACAUAGAAGAGGAGCUGAGCGAGACUGAUGAGAAUGAGCCAAGUGAUGAGACUCCCGUAGAAGAGAGUGUGAAGCUGAGGAUACUGAAGAGAACCAGAACCAGAGUGAGAUACCAUGUGAGCCAGCCAGUGUGUGGAGUGGACAGUAGUUACUAG
This is a messenger RNA of Brassica napus (rape), 1959 nucleotides long. RefSeq lists its product as uncharacterized. The coding region runs from base 1 to 1959 and encodes 652 amino acids. Lineage: Eukaryota; Viridiplantae; Streptophyta; Magnoliopsida; Brassicales; Brassicaceae. The transcript has 11 exons. The record is from RefSeq and is a predicted model, not a curated record.